UUGCCACUACAGGUCGGUCGCGAGCUCGACAAAUAUCUACUCACACAACCCAUUGUAUGUGCCGAAACGAAAUCCUUCACACUAGAAAUGAAAGAACUUUGCGCUCUUUACACUACAGAUGUCAUAGCCACUGUCGCCUAUGGCGUCCAAGCGAACUGUUUCAAAAAUCCCAAUGGCGAAUUCCGGCGCCAUGGUCGCGCAGUUUUCAAGUUUAGCUUACGUCGUUCAUUAGAAUUCAUGGUAGUCUUCUUCAUGCCGCACUUGGUGCCCUAUCUACGAUUCAAAGUCGUACCCCCAACAUCCACCGAGUUUCUGCGUUCUGCAAUCAACUAUGUAAUGCAACAACGCGAGUUAUCGGGUCAAAAGCGUAAUGAUCUAAUCGAUAUACUCAUCGAGUUCAAGAACUCUACAAAAGAAACCCCUUCCACAAAUGGACUCGUGUUUGAGGGUGACCUGUUGGUUGCACAGGCGGCACUUUUUUUCACAGCUGGUUUUGAGACCUCCUCGGCGACCAUGUCUUUUGCACUGUAUGAGUUAGCUAAACGGCCUGAUUUGCAGCAGCGUGUGCGCGUUGAAAUCGCUGAUGGAUUGCGUCGUACGGCGGGCAAAGUGACGCAAGAAUUUAUAGAUUCGCUGACGUAUAUGCAAAUGAUAAUCGAUGAGGUGUUGCGUCUGUAUCCGCCUUUACCUUUUCUCGACCGCCAAUGCACUGCGGAGGAGGGCUACUCGCUGGAGCCGUUUCACAAGUUUCGUAUGCCACAAGGCAUGCCCGUUUAUAUACCGGUGUAUGGGCUGCAUAUGGACCCAGAGAUCUAUCCCGAACCGAAAAAAUUCGAUCCUGAACGAUUUGCGCCACAAAACAAAAAACAACUGAAGCCUUACACUUACAUGCCUUUCGGUUUGGGACCACACGGUUGCAUUGGCGAACGCUUCGCUAUGAUGCAGACAAAAGUUGGACUUACCUAUUUUCUACUGAAUCACAAAGUGACGACUUGUGCGCGCACAAAGAUUCCCAUGCAGCUGGAUCGCAAGGCGGUUGUGGUGCAGGCUGAGGGUGGUAUUUACCUGAACGUUGUGCGUAGUCCGUUGUGUGAAAAUAGUUGAGAGUUGGAGGUGUUGUAUGCUAGCGAGACCGUGUUGGACGCUUGAGUGAGUGAAAGUUAGCCGGAUUCAAUAGAUUUUAAGCGGUAUACACACAGAACACACCAAUACAGAUGAGAUUUUGUAAAAUAC
Molecule: messenger RNA, 1233 nt
Organism: Rhagoletis zephyria (snowberry fruit fly)
Lineage: Eukaryota; Metazoa; Arthropoda; Insecta; Diptera; Tephritidae
Product: probable cytochrome P450 6g2
Biological process (GO): response to DDT; insecticide catabolic process
Molecular function (GO): heme binding; monooxygenase activity; iron ion binding
Source: RefSeq, a predicted model, not a curated record